This is a messenger RNA of Pieris macdunnoughi, 855 nucleotides long. The record is from the annotation of a GenBank genome assembly. NCBI's taxonomy places the organism in Eukaryota, Metazoa, Arthropoda, Insecta, Lepidoptera, Pieridae.
AUGACGGAACAUAAAUUGUUAAUAAAAAUUUGUUUAGACGUCAUAGCUCUUUUGAUCGUUGGAUUCGCUUGGUUAGCCCUUCUUCUAUGGGCCAAACCAUAUGAGCGCGGUUAUUUCCAAAAUGACCAGUCACUUAGUCUUCCAUUCAAAGAAGAAGCUAUCUCUGAAACUCUGCUUGCGGGCCUUGGAUUUGCUUUGUUAGUCAUAACUAUACUAAUUGUCGAAAUAAUACGAAAUAUCAAGGGUAAGUCUGUCACGGAUAAGACUCUAUGUGGCACUGAGAUUCCUGGAUGGGUGUGGGAGUCAUAUGUGGCCAUUGGGAUAUUCACAUUUGGUGCCGCUUGUCAACAACUAUUGGUCACCAUGACCAAAUACGUCAUUGGACGGUUGAGACCACAUUUCUUUGAUCUAUGUCAGCCUUCGAUCACGAUUGCUACCAGACAAGGUUACGUGACAGAGUUUUCCUGCGCCGGCGCAGGGGGUGCAUCAAAAUUGAAAAAUAUGCGUCUUUCCUUCCCUAGUGCGCACGCCAGCUUUUCCAUGUACUGUGCCGUUUUCUUCAUUUUGUACAUACAAGUGAACGCUAGAUGGCGCGGAUCGAAAUUGUUACGUCACGUUGCACAAUUCGUGGUUCUACUCGCCGCGUGGUACGUGGGCCUAUCCCGUGUGGUAGACAACAUGCACCAUUCCAGUGACGUUGCUGUCGGGUUCGCAGUUGGAGCGGUGACAGCGCUAAUUACUUUUGCAUACUUGUACAAGCCGAAGAGCGUCGAGCCUCGUAGGUCCUGGCUCACCGAGCCUUCGACCCAACCGGAAUUCCUGCCAAGACCCGUAUUAAUGACACGUAAUCAUUAA